Molecule: messenger RNA, 8269 nt
Organism: Aphanomyces astaci
Lineage: Eukaryota; Oomycota; Saprolegniomycetes; Saprolegniales; Verrucalvaceae
Exons: 29
Coding region: 615-8150 (2511 amino acids)
Biological process (GO): calcium ion transmembrane transport
Cellular component (GO): membrane; endoplasmic reticulum
Molecular function (GO): inositol 1,4,5 trisphosphate binding; inositol 1,4,5-trisphosphate-gated calcium channel activity
Source: RefSeq, a predicted model, not a curated record
AUCGCCGCCAUGGCGACGACUUUCGGUAGUCCCAGCGCAGACACAACCAGUCGGAUAGUGGAAGCCGGUCAAGACCCGCGUCAGCACUGUCUCCUCUUUGGUCUGCCGAUUGUCCUCUUCAACCAACAACUCCCAGGCUACGUGGGCGCGGAAGGCUUUGGAGAUUUGCGUGUGACGCUAUUGAAGACAUCUGCCCGGCCACUUCGUUCUAGUGGGGCGGCCUCGUCAACUGACGGCGACAACGACGACGACGCGGAAAUCGACGUGGAGCUGAUCAAACACAACUUUAACGAGCGCGUGUUCGUCGUGCUGCCAGCCCAGCAGCACGCUGCGUCCACCGCCCUUCAAAAGUACUUAAUUGACCACGAGUCGGACCCGUCGUCGGCCCUAGAAAUCCGGCUUCGCGAAAGGUAUGAACCCAAGCGACCACCAAAACUAAACUGUCCACGUCUGUCGUCAGUGCUCGAUUGGAAAAGCGCCUCAAUGAUGACGCAGUCCACGCGUCGCAUGGUCAAGUGGUUACGUAUGGCCAAACCAUUCAACUCCUUCACGUCAACUCGUCCAAAUACAUCGCAGUGCGGCCGCGGGUGCUGUCCGACACAGAGCGAGACGCGAUGAAGGUGGAGCUCGUCGCGACUGCGUUCGAAGACGCACACUUUCAGAUCCAGUCGCCGUACCGCCAUUUGAGUCCAGGUGACGAAGUGUUGCUGCAGGACGAUGUCACGUUUGCCAGUGGAACGUGGCAGGUGCAAUUGCACGUUGGUCAUGGCUUGUCCGUUGCCCAGCAUUCUGCGGGCGGGGCUGAAUUUGUCGAGCUCAACGGAUCGGCCACCGGCGAUGCUUUCUUUAUCCACCGUUUCGCGCAUAUUGACAUCCCUCCGCAAUGCCUCCGCGGCGGCGACCUUGUGCGGUUCAUGCACUGCCGGGCGGGGGCGUUCUUGUACGGCAACGGGGGGUCACAGGACCUGUUGCAAGUCCGGCUGUGCCAUCAACCUGCCGACGAAACCGGGGGUGUUCAUUCCGUGCAAAGUCUCUGGCAGGUCCAACAUGUGGACAUUUUAAACGGCAACGAGGUGACUGUGACCAGCGUGUGCUGCGUUCGCCACGUAGCGUCGCGUCAGUUCUUGGUCGUGGACGACCACAAUGGCAUCCAGACAUGCUCCUUGACACCACAUCGAAGCUCGAGGUGUCAAUUUACACUGGCGACGGAGUCCUUUCUCAGCGGUCGACUCCUUCGCCACGACCGACCGCUCUUCUUGAAGCAUGUGGCCACCGGCGGAUGGGUGGGCCUGCCGCCUGGCGCCAGCGACCCCACGACAACAUUCUUGGAAUCCUCGACAGGUUCGAGUGUGGACAAGACCAACGCGUUUCGUCUGCAAAUCAUCCAGCCGUCCGAAGCCACCGAGUCGUUGUUUCUGCUGUCGUUGCUGCCUCAGCUCCAACGCGUGAACGACGAGCUACAUCAUAUCCUGCAUCAGACGGUCGUAAACACCCAUAACCUUCGGAGCUCCACGCUGUGGAUUGUGCACAUUCUGGACGAACUUGCUCGGUUUUGCAUGGACAACCGAGACGACGACCGAGGCACCCCGAUCGCCGCCCGCCAGAAUGUACUUGUAGAAAUGAAUUGCAUCAGUUUGGUCGUGGGGCUGCUCCAGCGUCCAUUUGUCGACUGGUCAGGACCGUUGGCAAUGUCCAUGUGCAGUUCCCAAGACGGCGAGCCUUCGUCGCCCAUAUCGUCGUGGGACGAUGAGCUGCAUGGUAGCAUUCGAGCCAUUUGUCAACGCAGCUACAAACUGCUCGUGCAUCUCGUACGCCUCAACCCAAAGACAUCCGUCGUGUGCGCCGCCCACAUUGGGACGUUUGGUCGCCAAGUGGGCUUUGACUUGCACGCGGAAGCUCUGGUCCAAGAGCUGCUGUGCUCGUCCGAAUCGCUGGUCACGACCAUCUGCGACAACGUUGUGACGCUCUUCGUCACGCUGUUGCGCGAGCGCGGGCGGCGUGCCGAGUACGUCGACUACCUGACCAAGUUGUGCCAGUUCAAGACGACGGGCAUCCCCGCCAAGCAAGUGGCUCUUUGCGGGCACUUGUUUCCCACAGUGCCGUCGUCACCACCCUGUCGCAUCCUGCUGGAAGUGCGCUGCAUCAAGCCAAACGUUCUCCACGUCUGCCACCCAGAUACAAAUGAAUGGCUGUCGAUCGCUGACCUGAUCGCAACGGACAAAGCACUGGCACGGUACUUUCUCACGACCAUCCGCAUGCUGUCGUCCAUGAGCUGGUCGCGCAAUUACAUUGCCAUCCACGCCGUCGAGCAGCAUUUCCCAAGGGACGCGGUCUUAGCUGUCGUCCGAGACUGCCACGUACACACCAAAAUGCGUGCCGCGUUUUGCAAAUUGCUCGCGGCCGUGUAUGUAGAUCGACUGCCCCAUGAAGUGCGGCCGCGGCCAAAACUGAUUUUUGUGUCCCCGGCAGUGUCUCUCGGCCCUGAAACAGCUCAACGCCCGGCUCACCAGAACCACGACGCCGGCGACCGGCUUUUUUUCGUUGCGUUAAAGCAAACCCUCAAUGAAACAUUGGCAGCGUGUGAAGGCACGUUGACGGCAUCUCAGAGCCACCUUUUGCUCGGCAUGCUACCGCUAUGUCUUCAAAUGAUGUCGUUUGGGUGUUAUACUGACGAAACGGAGCUCAAAACACUUGUGCAAGUGCUCGUGCCCUUGCUCAAAGAUCGCUCAGCAUUGAAGAAACCCGUCAUGUCGCCCACUUCGACCAUGAAUAGGCUUCGGAAUUACUCUCUUAGACAUGCCCUUCCGUCCACCGAUGACGUCCGACCGGCAGUGUCCACUGAUAAACUCCAUCCCCAUACCUUGGCUACUACGCCACCCAUCACCGGACCAUCCUUGACGACCGAGGCGAGUGCGGCUAGCCCCAUGGCAAAUUCCCCCCAACGCCAAAACACUCCGCGAAAGCAACACUCGAUAGUCAAGUGCAAACUGCUCGUGUGUCAGAUCCUCACGUGGAGUUUGCACUUGAGCCUGGACGCACAACUGGAUGCACUUGUCCACUGGUUUUUCACGCAAUCGAUCGUUCACGUCGAGUCCCAUGCUCUUGGCGACAACGCGCGGGCGGUCGAGAUAGACGCCCAAUGGACAACUCACCAGGCACCGUUGGGAACUGCUUGCGAAGCCCUCUUCCGACAUGCGACACUGUUUGACCGACUCGUGCACGGCCACGACCUGACCAGUGCGCUCCUGUCGCUCUUGGCGUGCGAGUACCCCGCGCUCGUGUCGGCCGCUUUGGAUUUGCUCGGCAGUUCAUUCAACGUCCACCGCGAACUUCGAAAGCACUUGGACCAUGUCAUCGUCGUGCCCUCCGACCGCGUGUUUUCCAUCUACACGACAAUGCAAGCCAGUGCAUCCGUGCUUCGACUCUACGAAGAAACAAGCGAAACGUGGCUAAGUGUGCGAGCGGGGGAAACGUGGAACGACGUGCUGGGCAGCCUCUUGUGGUUCACGGACGCCCUCGCCACGACGGACGACCUCGUGCAAGUGCAGCAGCUCGUGCGGGGGCUCGGCGUCGAUGACCUCGUGCUCAACAUCACGCGCAGUCUCGGCACCUUCCUCCUCACCACCCCUCGGACAUCGUCCAAUCGAGUAUUUCUAAGGCGGCAAGAGCACCUCUUGGACGGGUGCUAUAGGUUUUUUGUCUUGUACACGUGGCACCACCACGACGCGCAAGUGAAAUUGCACCAACAAGUCGACUUUUUCAAAGACUGCGUGGCCCAUCGCCACAUGCCAGCGUCCAUAUUGUAUGCCUUGUACCACAACAACUUGGUUUUAUGUCGGUCACGGCCACCGUGGCUCGUGUCAUUUGUUGUCGAUAUGAUUGACCAAGGUGGAGCAGUGGCCGAACACGUCGACAUUUUAACAGCGUUGGCCGUGUGCAGUGGUGUCCCGAUUAAAGAAAACCAAAACGCCAUCAGUUUACAAAUGUUGGCAAGUCAUCGCAAGCCGCACGUGGUCGAUGUGUCGUUGGAGUGGUCGUUUGUCAGCAACGACAACGAGAACAUAGCAACGCUGGAAACGUUGCUAGAAUCGCCGCAGACAGAUGUACUGCGAGUGCGUCGCAAAGCUCUGUUUGACGACACCCAUCCCGUUUCAACUGCCUUCAAUAACCACACCACCACAACCCAUUCCAUUCAGGAACGCAUUCUAAAUCUCGUGGAUCGAUACAUUUCUACGGGAGACGAAUCACACGUAAAACAACCACCGUUGAUGCCGUUUGUGUUUUCACACAAGGCGACUGCGUGCAAACUCGUCGGCACGAUCGACACGCCGCCGCGCCCUGGGCUGUACCAAGCCAAACUUUUGGAUCUGUUGGCCAAUCUCACGCUGGGGGCCAACUUUGUGUGUGAAGCGCGGCUGCAAGGGCUCAUUCCGCUGGAUGUCCUUUUGCGCACCCUCCAUCGCAAGCAAUUGCGACUGCCUCUCAAGUGCAAACUCGUCAAGGUACUCCAUGAAGGCUGGCUACACACGGAGCAGUUUGUAGCCGAAGUGGCAGGGAGCCACAUGCUGGUUCAGUUCAUCGUGUCGCAGGCGUCGAUUGUACGCGACAUGGUGCCACGAAUGAAACCAGGACGGACCCACGAAAGCAUUUUCGUGUGGGAGUGUCUGUUGCCAAUGUUGUUGCAUUACUUUGAGCACCAUUGCGAUGGCUCGUUGAACGCCGAACUAGUCGGCCCUUUAAACGAUUUUGCCGACAUGUUUCAAAGCGUGGUGGACCAGUGGAAUCCGAAAUGGGUCGAUAACAGCACCACCACCAGUUGUUCCGAAACUACCUUGGAAACUCUCGAUCGAUUCCUUCACGUAGCCAGCACGUUGUUGAUGGAUCGACCAACGCCGUCAUCGGCAGUUCAAACUAAACCCACCCCCACCAGCCAUGUCUUGCCCAGAGCGGGCUUGUCCCUAGCCCAAUCCACAUUGAAAUCGUUUGCAAAAUGGCUGCAUGUCGCGCCCUUUUUCGCCGCCAGCAUCGACUGCGACAAGGCACUCAUGCUGGACGCAUUCAUGCGCACGCACACCGCCGACGCGCUCCGCCGCCACACGCGGCUGUCUGUCGUGCGAGUGCACCCAGCCAAGCCCAACGCCACUGGCUUGUCUGACUCGGUGGACUUCAAAUUCAUCGUCGCCCGGCUCAUUGCGCACGCCAACAACAGCGAAAUCCGCGUCGGCCUGCUGGCGCAGCACUCGACGCUGGAAGUUCUGACCAUUCUCGAGCAGGUGUCGAGCUCGCGGUCGACGCAGGCGCUGCUGCACUUACUAGGUGCACCGAAAAUGGUCGUCGAGCUCUCGUGCCGUGCAUGCGAUACUGACGUGGCCACACACAAAGCCCUCGUGUUGCUGGCCAUGUCGCUGCUUCGAAACGGCGGGUUGGACGCCCAGCACCAGUUCUUUGACCUGUUGAGUGGCGGAAAGAACGUCAAGUGGUUCGAACGGGUGGGGACGCACCUUCGAACGGCCAUUGCUGUCGUGGACACUGGCCGCCUGCAUCCAAAAACGGAUGGUCAGGACGCGUCCAUCGAUCGCAACCAAGAUACCACUCAUGUAUUGGAAAUGCUCCGGCUUCUAUGUGAAGGCCACCAUACCAAGUUUCAAAAUCUGCUGCGCCACCAGCCGUCGAGUCACCCGUCCGUCAACAUUGUCGAGCUCGUUGUCCAACUGUUCAACGAACUCGUGCGCACGAUUACGCCGGCGUCGGUGCCCGUACUCAAAAAGACGUUUCAAGCGAUCGUCGAGUUCAUCCAAGGUCCUUGUGAAGGCAACCAAGUCGCUGUAGUUGACCCGACCGAACAUCACCGAGGCGGCUGUAACUUUAUUGACUCGAUCAACGCCCUGCUGAGCAUGUCAAACACUGACCCUGCGUACUCUCCAGGCGACCUCUACAGCCUCAAAUACAUGUGUUCGUUGGCGCUAGUGGCGCUGGUGGAAGGACGCACGGACACGACUAUCCAUGAUCGCAUGGGCAGUUUGCUGUCGAUGCGACUGCUCAAAGAAACACUCGUCGCCGUCUACGCCAGCUUUGCAAAAUGGCAUGAAGGCCACUACACAGAAGCCGCGUUCGACCCCGACUUGUUGUCUGUGGAAGGGCGCCAGAGAGACAAUUACAUUGUCCGCUUGAUCAAAAUCACGCUGGGCCAAGCUCAUGUACCGCCGACGGAACCUCAGACACCAACGACAGGUCCAGACAAACCAUCUGCCCAUGAUGAAAAUGGCCCGACGGCCACGCCGAGGCUGGGCUCGUUGAUGCUGUCGAGUAGUCCACCCCCGUCGUUCCAGUUCAUGCUCAAUGCUGGCUUCAACAUCUACAUCCUCUUCCAUCGGCUCCUCGAAGUCCCCGGUGUCGGCCACGUACUUCGCAGCAGCCUCUUGCCGUCCGACGCUGAACUACGAGAACUAGACGAACCCCCCAUCACGUUUAUGAACCCCGUUGUGGCCGCGUUCAGUGCGCGCCGACGCCUGCGCCGACUAACUUUGCUCAUGAAGUCAGACCGGGAUGUGUCGUAUGCCGAAGCGUAUGCAUUCUUCCGCAAGCAUUGCGCAUCCGUCGAAGUACACGUGGGUGGCCAAAGCAGCCCCCUGCCCGAUCAUCUCGGCGGGGCGGCCGCCUCUGGAGGCACCACUCGUCGACUGCAGCGCUUUUACUUCCCCAAACCCCCCGUCUGUGCCUUCCUCACAUCGGACAUGCGGGAUACUGUCAUGGAAGACAUCAACCGCGACUCCCCCGCGGAAAAGAUCCAGGAUCUGUUCCAGCGAUCGGAUGCGAUCAUCGCGGAAAUGACACAUCGGUACUUGAUGUCAUUCGCAGGCGACAAGCUGUUUACGUGGGGCAAACUGGUGUCGUUUGGGGUUGCGAUUGUGCUCAACGUGCUGCUCAUCGCGUGUUAUGUAGACAUGGGAGACCCUCGGUUUAAGGACCUCACGCUGCCGUUUCAAAGCCAAGACGACAGGCAAUACCAUAUUGGAUGCGUGGGCACAAUCGGCGGUGUCCCCACCAUGUCCAUCGUCCGAGCAUUUGGACUGUUACAAGUCAUCGUAUCCGUGGGCAUUGUCGUCUUGUACGCGUUUACGUACGGCCCGCUGAUCAUGCUCGAAGGAUGGAAGCGGCAUGCUGCCAAUGGGAAAACAGUGUCAACAUCGCCAGGACAUGCCGACACAUUUCCGUCUCAUCGGUCACCGCCGCCCUUGUCGCAGCCAUCCACUUCCAUCACAACGUUGUCGCAUUCGGCUGCAGCGUACACCUGGACAAUUGGCGGCGUGCAAUUUGAAAACGUCCGGCUCACCAACAUUGUGCGGUCGCUCGGGUUUCUCUUGCUGAAUCCGGUUUACGUGUACUAUGUCGUGUACCUGAGUAUGGCCAUCUUGGGCUUUGCCGGCCACAACUUUUUGUUUGCGUUUCACCUGUUUGAUAUUCUCCUGCGGUUUCCCGAGCUCACGAUCAUCGUGCACGCAGUCGCGUGGCCGUGGAAGAGCCUCGUGCUAUCGUUCUGCCUCAUGAUGAUCGCCAUCUACAUCUUCGCCAUCGUCGGCUUUACGUACUUCCGGCACCAGUUCCCAACUGUAGCGUCCAGUGUCGUCAACUCCACCGACGCGGUCGCCGAGUGCGGCAUGCUUCUGUCGUGCUACUUGACCACGUUCGACCAAACGUUCAAGAACAACGGCGGCAUCGGUGCCCACCUGGCCACUCAAACCCCCGACGACCUCAUGAAUUGGGGGCCCCGCCUCGUGUUUGAUAAUUUGUUCAAUAUUGUGAUCCUGCUGAUUAUUGUCAAUAUCUUCUUUGGCAUCAUCAUCGACACGUUUGGAGACCAGCGAAGCCGCAUGGAAGCACGGCUGAACGACAUUGCGGGGAAAUGUUUUAUAUGCAACCUCAGCCGCGAGACAUUUGAUCGGUUGGCACCGCUCGGGUUUGAGGUUGGUCCUCAUAGUAAUAAUAUCAUCAUGUCAAGAACGAACACGAUUUGUGGAAUUAUGUGUUUUUGGUCGCGCAUCUGCGGUUCAAGAGCGAGACCGAAUUCGACGGCGUCGAGCAAUUCCUGUGGCGAUGCAUCCGCCACGAUGACUACUCGUUCGUUCCAUUGUAUCAUGCGCUGGCCCUGAAGAACACGCUUCCCGACAAGCAGCAUCGCCAUGGCAUCGUGUAGGGUCGUUGACAGGAUAAAUAUUUUGAAUAGAAAUAGAAUAUGUUACUUUUAUAGUUAAUAAAGGAUCAAAACGAC